Messenger RNA from Argentina anserina (silverweed cinquefoil), 2323 nucleotides. Its product is annotated as ABC transporter B family member 29, chloroplastic. The record is from RefSeq and is a predicted model, not a curated record. Gene Ontology annotation, biological process: transmembrane transport. The coding region runs from base 84 to 1955 and encodes 623 amino acids. The transcript has 10 exons. NCBI's taxonomy places the organism in Eukaryota, Viridiplantae, Streptophyta, Magnoliopsida, Rosales, Rosaceae. Gene Ontology annotation, molecular function: ABC-type transporter activity; ATP hydrolysis activity; ATP binding. Gene Ontology annotation, cellular component: membrane.
AGCAUUGUGCUUUAUUAUUUUGGCUGGUAGGAGUAAAUAAAGGUGGGAACUUUCAGUCCCAAACUGGAAAGAACUUCAAGAAAAUGGCUCAAAGGUUGGUUCUUUCUCUGAUCCAUCGUCCUCCAUCGCCAUCCUUCUCUUUUUACCUUAAACCCAAAACCCUAUACCCAAUUUCAACUCACCUCAAUUGCACCCAUCUCCAUUCUCAACCCCCAAAACCCCUCGCAAACUCUCCACCCUUCAACUCCCUCGCAUCCCUCAAACCCUUCAUUCUGUCCGAGAAAAGACCCAUCAUUCUCGGCUGGCUCUGCAGCCUCGUCUCCGUCUACUCCCUCUCCGAAAUCGUCCCCAAAAUCGGAAAUUUAUCGGCGCAAAUCGGAAGAUUGGACUUGAUUAUGUUACGAAAUGAGGGCUUGGCUUUGGGGGUUUUGGUCCUGGCGAGGGUGGUGGCUGUGUAUUGGCAGCAGGCGUUUCUAUGGGAGGCGGCAUUGAAUGCGGCGUACCAGGUUCGGGUUCAUGUUUGGGAGAAGGUUCUGGAGAGGGAUAUGGGGUUCUUUGAAGGAGCCGGGGCGAAACAGACUGGGGAUGUUGCUUAUAGGAUCACUGCGGAGGCAUCUGAUGUUGCGGAUUCUGUGUAUGCUGUUCUCAAUACUGUUGUACCCAGUGCUCUACAGAUAUCGGUUAUGGCGGCGAAGAUGGCGAUUAUUAGUCCUAUGUUGUCUGGGAUAUCAGCUGCGGUGAUUCCUUGUAUGGCUCUUGUCAUUGCUUAUCUUGGUGAGAAAUUGCGUAUGAUAUCUAAUAAGGCCCAGCUCAGCACUGCUGCUCUCUCUGCUUAUCUGAAUGAGGUCCUCCCUGCAAUUUGUUUUGUGAAAGCAAGCAAUGCAGAGUUGUGGGAGAAAACUAGAUUUCAGAAGCUUGCUCACACUGACCUUUGUGAGCGUUUGGAAAAGAAGAAAAUGAAGGCACUUAUUCCUCAGAUCAUACAAAUUAUAUAUUUUGGAGGGCUUUCUAUGCUGUGUAUUGCCCCAAUGGUAUUCUGUGGUGGUUCAGUCGAUAUCUCUAGCAUAGUUUCAUAUGUAAUAUCAUCGAUUUUUCUGAUCGAGCCAAUUCAGGGUGUUGGAAAAGCAUACAAUGAAUUAAAGCAAGGAGAACCAGCUGUGGAACGGUUGUUUGACCUUACCAGGUUCAAAUCAAUGAUGAUGGAGCAUCCAAAUGCUGUUGAUUUAAACCGCGUUACUGGGGAUGUGAAAUUUUCUGAUGUAUCAUUCAAAUAUGGAGACAAUGUGCCUCCUAUUCUGAAAGGAUUGAAUCUGCAUAUUAAACCUGGAGAGACACUUGCUCUUGUUGGACCCUCGGGAUGUGGAAAGACAACCCUUAUAAAACUACUUCUUCGGCUUUAUGAUCCUUUAUCUGGUCGGAUACUCAUUGAUAACCAUGAUAUUAAAAACCUCAGGUUGGCAAGUUUGAGGAGUCAUAUUGGCCUCGUUUCUCAGGAGAUAACGUUAUUUUCAGGCACCAUUACCGAGAACAUUGGAUAUAAGGAUCUGAUGACAAAUGUUAACAUGGAAAUGGUAGAAGCUGCAGCAAGAACUGCAAAUGCAGAUGAGUUCAUCAAGAAACUUCCAGAAGGAUACAACACCAACAUAGGACCCAGGGGCUCAACUUUGAGUGGAGGUCAGAAGCAAAGACUGGCUAUAGCAAGGGCUCUGUAUCAUAAUUCUUCGAUAUUGAUUUUGGAUGAAGCUACUUCUGCAUUAGAUAGCAGGUCGGAGAUUCUGGUGAGACAAGCUGUCGAAAGUUUGAUGGAAAACCACACAGUCCUGGUCAUUGCUCAUCGGUUAGAAACCGUUUUGAUGGCAAAACGAGUAUUCCUGUUGAAAGAUGGAAAACUUGAAGAGCUAACCCACUCAGAUCUUUUGAGUGGUCAGCAUGUCUCGAUGGGGCUCGUGACUUGAUGGUGAAGACAUAGCAUUUCCAUCAAUCAACUUUUGGCAUCAAUCAAAGCAUUUCCAUCAAAGCCGAACCUGACAAAACAGGCAUCAAGCAACCAACUAAUUCUGAUGAUACUAUAGAAAGCCAGACAAGUAUUACACUUUUCCACAGAUGAUAGAGCUUGAUGAGCAGUUUCACAAGUCGUUUCUAAGAGCAAUGUAUGAAAGGUAUGUACACUUCAGAGCUAAUACAUCAGCAAUCUCUGCUGAGACUAAAAUUUCGAAAUGGCGUAAUUUUCUUUUCCCAAAAGACUACUUUGCAUUGAAUUUUAGACCCUCUCUUCAAUUGAUGAGUUUUCAAUGCAAAUAUGGCUUGCAAAUAUAUUGUACUA